GGCAGUUACCACCUGUUAGAGGCAAACAAUGCGUCGUCCACAAUACCGAUAUUUUUACCACGACAUGACACAGAAUUGGUCCGGCAAUCCGGAAGACGCAGGAGUGCAGUCGAGAGUGUGUUAUUGGUAUCACCAAUCCGUAUGAAGACGAGUUGUUCAAUGAGGAAGAACUUCUCAAUACUUACAUCAUCCGGCGUCUCAUCCUUCAUCGUUCUCCAGCACAAAUGGUGCCAAUUCCCGAUAACGAACGGUAGUUCCCUAGCACAGAGGUGACGAAACUUUUGCGAACAGGCUUGCGAGACGGCCGCUGGCAAGCCACGGUACAUACGAGUCCAUGUAUCCAGACCGUCAUCUUGGUUAUAUACCGGAGUCGUUGCCGUCACAUUGUGGAACAUCUUCCCGGCCUGUCGGACGAGCCAUAGUCGUCGACAUAACCCUCCUCUAUAUUUUUACUGCCAUUGACUUCGCCCUCAUCUGGUCGAACAUCCACUGCUCUGUAUUUAUCAACCACGGACAGAAUCUUUGGACAGAAAAUGUGUUUUAUGGGAGUCCUGGGGUAACGACAAUAAUCAGUGCGGGUACAGCAAGCGCCGUCGGCACUAUCCUUGCGGAUUCUACCAUGAUCUGGCGCUGUUGGAUAGUCUGGGGCCGGCAGUGGGUGAUCGUUCUCUUGCCUAUACUUUUCCUUCUUAGCGCAACUGCGUUCAAAAUCAUCGGUGAAUACCAAGACUUCAACAUCUCCAACGGCUACACUUUUGAUUUCGUGCUCUAUUCAUCCUUCCUCCUCGCUACAACUUUGUGGUGCACCUCUCUUAUCGUUUACCGCAUUGUCACUGUAGGAGGCGAGGCAGUGGGGGGUGAAGUGAGAACUGACCGUCACAUCAUCGAGGUCUUGGUCGAGUUGUCGGCUCUUUAUUCGGCAUGCUUAAUCUUAUACGUGGGGUUCUACGCUCGUGAUUCUUACUUGGGACCGUACUUUGAUAUCUUAGCGGGAAGUACAAGGGGAAUUGCCCCGACGCUUCUUGUAGGGCGUGUCGCGGCAGGUCAUGCCCGCCCAGACGACUCUUGGCAGGGAAGCGUCGUAUUGGGUUCGCUCCGCUUUACUUUCGGGACGCACACCAGAGGCCAUGGUUCCACGAUGAGCGACGAUCCUGAAGCUCAGCGGGAGGGAGAUAGCGAGUAUGGCCAUCCCAUCCUCUUAGUGGAAUCCCAGGAAAAUGGUCUCGACGCCCAGCAAGAUAGACCGGAAGACGAUCCAAACACUGUACUCGUUGUAUCAAGGGAUUGACGACGUGAAAAUGUCUUUAUGACUGCAUGCAUUUUUGAUUGCCCUGUGUUCGUUUUGUAUCCUCGUGCUAUCGUUCAUGCUCUACUUCUUUACUGCUAUUGACUUUUAUGCACAUAUUUUAGCCUUUACAAAGGUUUUGGUAUCCUCUUACGUCCUCGUCUUGACGAUGAGGGGUGGGUUCCAGAAGGCUGCCGCACUACGACUCCCCCUGGUUUGUUGCCGACAGCAGAUGCACUGCCUAUGACUGGAGUGCUUCUUCCCGGCAUCCAAAAAAUUAUUAUUGAGGAAAACAUCAGCCUACUGCCGAGGUCGUGAGGGAAUACUCAUGACGGAGCUUUACCAUAGCGG
Messenger RNA from Desarmillaria tabescens, 1636 nucleotides. RefSeq lists its product as uncharacterized. The record is from RefSeq and is a predicted model, not a curated record. The transcript has 9 exons. NCBI's taxonomy places the organism in Eukaryota, Fungi, Basidiomycota, Agaricomycetes, Agaricales, Physalacriaceae. The coding region runs from base 335 to 1288 and encodes 317 amino acids.